Molecule: messenger RNA, 3135 nt
Organism: Hyla sarda
Lineage: Eukaryota; Metazoa; Chordata; Amphibia; Anura; Hylidae
Gene: GALNT1
Product: polypeptide N-acetylgalactosaminyltransferase 1
Exons: 12
Coding region: 369-2045 (558 amino acids)
Cellular component (GO): Golgi apparatus
Source: RefSeq, a predicted model, not a curated record
GCACGUGAGCGUGUUAGCCUGUGACGCGUUGCUAGGACAGGCGGAGGUAGUGUGUCCUGUGGGGCGCACCGUAGUGGGGGGGACGGGAAGGAUCCAGGCUGUGCUGGACAAACGGCUUGGUUAUUCGAGGGAAAGCGAUUGUGUGUGUUUUCCCGGCGUAUUGCGUAUGGACUAUCGGGAGCCCCGGAAAGUGUGUCCGGAGUGAGCGGAGAGGGCGCGGAGUAUGGCGGAGCCGCGGGAGCAGUGACAGUGUGUAGAAGACUGAUGAAGCUGGACUCCGGAUACACUGCUGCCUUUUAUUUUUGUGACUCAGUUUUUUAAUUAUCAUUUUUUUUUUUUUUUUUUUUUUUACAUUUUUUUUUCUUGCUAUGAAAAAAUUUGCUUAUUUUAAGGUGGUCUUGGCCACCUCAUUGGUUUGGGUCUUCUUGGAUAUAUUUCUAUUGCUGUACUUCAGCGAAUGCAACAAAUGUGAGGAUAAGGAGCGGGGCCUGCCUGCUGGAGAGGGUCCUGGUGUCGUUCAGAAGCUUCAUGAGGGUCCAGGAGAAAUGGGGAAACCUGUUGUCCUGCCUAAAGAAGAUCAAGAGAAGAUGAAGGAAAUGUUUAAGAUCAAUCAAUUCAAUCUAAUGGCCAGUGAGAUGAUAGCACUGAACAGAACCUUACCUGACGUCCGGCUGGAAGGGUGUAAAACUAAAGUGUAUCCGGAUAAUUUACCAACCACAAGUGUUGUGAUAGUGUUUCACAAUGAAGCCUGGACAACCUUAUUAAGGACUGUGCACAGUGUUAUAAAUAGGUCCCCACGACAUCUUCUCGAAGAGAUCAUUCUCGUGGAUGAUGCCAGUGAAAGAGAUUUUUUGAAAAGACCACUAGAAAUCUAUAUUAGAAAAUUGAAAGUACCAGUACAUGUGCUUCGCAUGGAACAGCGUUCAGGGCUGAUCAGAGCCAGACUGCGAGGUGCAGCUGCUUCCAAAGGACAGGUCAUCACUUUUCUAGAUGCUCAUUGUGAAUGUACGUUAGGAUGGCUGGAACCUCUCCUGGCACGGAUAAAACAUGACAGGAGGACUGUGGUGUGCCCUAUCAUUGAUGUCAUUAGUGAUGAUACAUUUGAAUACAUGGCUGGGUCUGACAUGACGUAUGGUGGGUUUAACUGGAAGUUGAACUUCAGAUGGUACCCUGUUCCCCAGCGUGAAAUGGAUCGGAGGAGAGGAGAUCGAACUCUUCCAGUCAGGACUCCUACUAUGGCAGGGGGCCUCUUUUCAAUAGACAGAGAUUAUUUCCAGGAGAUUGGUACAUAUGAUGCUGGAAUGGAUAUUUGGGGAGGGGAAAAUUUAGAAAUUUCAUUCAGGAUAUGGCAAUGUGGAGGUACACUUGAAAUAGUCACUUGUUCACAUGUCGGUCACGUUUUUCGAAAAGCUACUCCAUACACCUUUCCAGGUGGUACAGGGCAAAUUAUCAACAAGAACAACCGAAGGUUGGCAGAAGUGUGGAUGGAUGAAUUCAAGAACUUCUUUUAUAUAAUUUCACCAGGAGUUACUAAAGUAGACUACGGGGACAUAUCUUCAAGAGUUGGCUUGAGGCAUAAACUUCAAUGCAAACCAUUUGCUUGGUACUUAGAAAAUGUGUAUCCUGAUUCCCAGAUACCUCGACACUAUUUUUCUUUGGGAGAGAUUAGAAAUGUUGAGACAAAUCAGUGUUUGGACAAUAUGGCAAGGAAGGAAAAUGAAAAAGUUGGUAUUUUCAACUGCCAUGGAAUGGGAGGAAACCAGGUGUUUUCCUACACGGCUAGCAAAGAAAUCAGAACAGAUGAUUUAUGUUUAGAUGUCUCCAAGCUUAAUGGCCCAGUCAUAAUGCUUAAGUGCCACCAUUUAAGAGGCAAUCAGCUAUGGGAGUAUGAUACAGUGAAAUUAACGUUAAUCCACGUGAAUAGCAACCAGUGUCUGGACAAAGCUGCAGAAGAAGACAGUCAAGUACCCAGCAUCAGAGACUGUAAUGGCAGCCACUCUCAGCAGUGGCUUUUGCGUAACGUUACUCUUCCAGAAAUCUUUUGAAAUAUCUCAUUAUUGGAACACGAGAGACUGAAGAACAUUUAAUAAACUAAAAGAAUUGACUGCACUACCUCUGCACAUGUAACUUGCACAUCCUUGAGCAUUCAGAGAUGGAAAGGAAACUAUUUUCUGCACUUGUAAAAUGCAGGGGCACAUAUCAGCUAAGACAUCCUUGUCGGUGUUCCCCGAGCUGUGAACUAGCCCCCUCUGAAGGAUGUGAAGUGGUUUACUUUGUAUCGGAACUGUGCACACUGAAGUUUACAAGAAGGAUCAAAGUCUUUAAGGAGUUAUCCAUAAGAACUAAAGAAAAUGCAAACUAUUGUGUUUGUCCCCAGAAGAACUGCAUAUCUGUAAGGUUUGCUUGCACAUGUCUGGCCUCUGUGUUGGCAUGCUCCAGAAGCUAUAUGCCAAGCAACUGUGACACUUUACAGUUUUAUCACAUACAAUAUGCUCCAUAUUCGGAGAAAAGAAUGUACAGAACAGUGAACUGCAGAAUCCCAAAUAACAUCACCUAUUCAUGCCCAUUGUUUCUAUGUGCAGAAAACAGGGUUAAGAGUUGAAAAUCACGUAUAUCAGAAGUACAAUUUGUUAUAGCAAAAAUAUCAGAUUUAUACGUAGGUUUUUAUUUUUAUUUUUUUAUUUUCUUUAAACGUCUGCUAGGAUGAUAACCAGUUAAAAUCACAUUGUUUCAUUUGUGUCAUAGUAAUGAAUAGAAUAUAUUUUUCUUGAUGGAAAUUAUGUUAAUUUUUAAGAGAAAACAGAACAAGGGUUGGGAAGGUCAUUUUGGUGUUUGUUUUUCCAUCUUAAGUCGUCUUUUUUUUAAUUUUUUUUUUUUUUUUGCUCUGGUACUUUUCCAUGUAUUUCUUGUAUUUUCACUUUGCCUUUUAAGACUGAAGAUUAAUAAUACCUUACAACAUAUAGUGUUGUAUUAGCUAAUUGAAUUCAAUUUUUGAGUGCAAAUUCUAGACUGAGAUAAAUGAUUCCAAAAACAAACAAGCAUUGCAGUAAAAUAUAACUGAGUAUUUGUAGUCCCCAAAAUUCAUACUACUGUACAUUUUUUACACAGCAAUAAAUCUAGUUUGUUCUAGCCAAA